AUGUCAGAGCUUUCUGAUCUUUCUGCUGCCAUUGUUGGGGGACCUGAGCUAAGUUCAUAUAUGAUUUCUGAGGAAACAAGUUCAUAUGCGAUCAAGAUAGAUGGAUACUCAAGUAUCAAGGGGCGAGUAAAGUAUGGCGACUUCGUGAAAUCUGUCCCUUUCACUGUUGGAGGUUAUAACUGGGUUGUGUGGUAUUUCCCAAACGGUAGCUACCUCACAGAAGAACACGAAGAUUACAUUGCUGUUUUUCUAGUUCUUGAUUCAACCAUGGCCAAGGAUGUGAAGGUGAAAUUUAGAAUUAGUCUUCUGGACAAGGAUGGAGAGCCAGUGGAGUCACCAAGCCGCACGGACGAAUAUAUCUUCCCUAGCAAAGAUUCGAAUUGGGGCUUCAGUGAUUUUUUAAAGAAGGUUGAUCUGGAGACUUCAGUUCAUCUAAGAGGCGAUAGUUUCAGCAUCAACUGCGAUAUUACCGUGGUAAAGCAUAUCAACACGUUUGUUGUUGUUCCUCCAAGCAACCUGCAACAGCACCUCGGCGACCUCCUACAGAGCAUGGAUGGAGCAGACGUGACCUUUCAUGUCGGCGGCAAGAGUUUCUCGGCUCAUCGCUCUGUGCUCGCCGCUAGGUCACCCGUCUUCAAGGCGGCGCUCUUCGGCACCAUGAAAGAGAGGGACGGCAGUCCAGUUGAGAUUAGUGAUAUGGAAAGUGACGUGUUCAGGUCCUUGCUCCACUUCAUAUACACCGACUCGCUGCCUGUUUCUGAGAUGACUCAAGAAGGUGAUGCACAAAUAGAUGGGGUAAUGGCUCGCCAUCUACUUGUCGCAGCAGACAGGUACAACAUCGAGAGGCUAAAGCUGAUAUGUGAGAAGAGGAUGUGCGACCUCAUCGACUUAGACACCGUCGCGAGCAGUUUAGCUCUAGCUGACCAGCAUAGCUUCCAUGGAAUCAAGGAAGCGUGUUUCGAGUUCCUCGCUUCUCCUUCCAAUUUGAAGGCCAUGAUGGCAAGUGAUGGCUACGAGCAUCUGAAAAGUAGCUGCCCAUCUGUUCUCAAGGAGCUGGUUGCUAGCUUCCUGCCUGCUGAGCUGAAAGCGGCCAAAGAUAUUAUCAUGACAAUUUAG
This is a messenger RNA of Lolium rigidum, 1116 nucleotides long. Its product is annotated as BTB/POZ and MATH domain-containing protein 1-like. Bases 1 to 1116 code for a protein of 371 amino acids. Gene Ontology annotation, biological process: protein ubiquitination. Gene Ontology annotation, molecular function: protein binding. The transcript has a single exon. The record is from RefSeq and is a predicted model, not a curated record. Lineage: Eukaryota; Viridiplantae; Streptophyta; Magnoliopsida; Poales; Poaceae.